Messenger RNA from Aphanomyces invadans, 1812 nucleotides. RefSeq lists its product as hypothetical. The record is from RefSeq and is a predicted model, not a curated record. Gene Ontology annotation, molecular function: calcium ion binding. Bases 25 to 1701 code for a protein of 558 amino acids. NCBI's taxonomy places the organism in Eukaryota, Oomycota, Saprolegniomycetes, Saprolegniales, Verrucalvaceae. The transcript has 5 exons.
CGUCCAGGACACGUAGUCACCAACAUGACGAAUCUAGCGCGAGGCCCGAGCUACGGCACCAUGGAAGCGUCUGGCGCCGAGAUGGCGGCAAGCAGCAUUCGCGAAGGGACCAAAGUGUCGCCGGAAGGGAAGGCCGUCCGGGCGUCCCUUCAACCGAACCGGUUCAGCUUUAGGCGGUCACCUGUGCCGCCGUCGUUAGGAGUGCACGACCUGAACGCGAACAAUCCGUUCGUUGCCUUGACGCCGUGGUCGUCCGCGUCGACGUACGAAGUGUGUAAGAUGGUGUUGAUGUGCAUCCUUCUAGUUCCUUUGAUUCGAAUCGUGCUGUGUGUGCUGCUCUUCGUGCCGAUUGUGAUCCUGGCCACGAUCACGACUGCCGGCCACCGUGGGUUCGACGCCGACGGCGUUCCUGUUCCGCUGAGCCCGUGGCGCCGCACGAUCGGACUUCCCAUCAAGUGGCUUAUCCGCGCUGUCUUGUUUGUGUUGGGAUACUAUUAUAUCCCCGUGACAAAGCCGACCAAGCCGAGCCAAGUCAAGCCUCGAGUGAUUGUGGCCAACCACAGCACUUACAUCGACGGAAUCUUCCUCGCGGCGUACACCCACGGCAGCGUGGCCAUGAUGAAGGAAGUCGCGGACUUGCCGUUGAUCGGCCCUGUCAUUCGGUCGUUGGACCCCAUCUUGAUCGAGCGGCGGUCCGAGCACGGGCGAAAGAAGGCGCUGGACGACAUUCGCGAGCACAUGGUGAACGAGGCGUUUCCGCCGCUUGUGAUCUUUCCUCAGGGCUUGACGUGCAACCCCAACUUUAUCACAAAGUUCAAGAAAGGAGCAUUUACGGAAGGGCUGCCGGUGCAGCCAGUUCUGCUCCGGUACCCGUACAAGCACCUCGACAUCAGCUGGUUCCCGUCGGUGGAUAUUCUUCCGCUCUUCUUCCGCCACUUGUGUCAAUUCCGCAUGUACCUUGAAGUGACGUACCUCGAGCCAUACGUCCCCACCUCAGAAGAAAUUGAAAACCCCGACUUGUACGCUGAAAACGUCCGGCAGGUGAUGGCGUCGGCCCUGCCUGCCAAAUGCACCAACCACGCAUUCGAAGACGUUCGCCUCUUGCUGCAAGCUGGUGUCGGUGAAUACGCGCGCCGCCACGUGAUCAACCACACAACGGUUGGAGAAGUGUACAAGUUGAUGCACCUGACUCACGAAGAGAUCGAAGGCCUUGUCCGCAACUUUGCCGCCAUCGAUACCGACCACGACGGGCGCAUUGGACUGACCGAGUUGCAGACUCUCUUCGACGAGUCGCCUGGGUUUGUCGAACGACUCUUUGACUUGCUAGACGCGGAUCAAGACGGCCGCAUCGACUUUCGAGAGCUGUGUCUGGGGCUGUCGUCGCUGAACCAGCCCAAGAAAGAAGAGUCCACCGAAGCGUAUCGCACGCGCCUGUCGCGAUUUGUGUUUUCACUCUACGACACGGACAACAGCGGCCGCAUGUCCCGCCACGAACUUGUCGCAAUGCUCAAGCAACUUCGGUCCAAAACGGGGCUGUUUGACCACGACGCAGCAGUCGACAACCUCGUCACGACGUUCGACCUCGAUCUGGACGGCGAGAUAUCCGCCGACGAAUUCCUCCGCCUGACGGAGCAUCAUCCCGAGUUGCUCGACCAAGUCGUUGAUCGCCUCGCGGCCCUCAAGAAGCCCAGCAAAGCGUAGAAACAAAUUGGUCCAUUUGCACAUUCGAUUGCACUUGUAUAUGACCUUUUCAUGUCCUGACGGGACGCCGACGGGUUAUUCGAUGGACACGAGGGCGUCACAGUAGAGAGG